Mangifera indica (mango) is the source of this 1063-nucleotide messenger RNA. Its product is annotated as zinc finger protein 7-like. The coding region runs from base 365 to 937 and encodes 190 amino acids. The record is from RefSeq and is a predicted model, not a curated record. The transcript has a single exon. Lineage: Eukaryota; Viridiplantae; Streptophyta; Magnoliopsida; Sapindales; Anacardiaceae.
UAACAGUACUACAGUGCAUUCAAGUGCAAAUAUGUUGAAAACAUGGCAAAUCAGUAGACUGAUAACAAGCCAUGGUAUUAUUGUCGUUAAAGGCUCUGUUAUUGACCAUUCCAGCAAAAGAAUAGUGCAUUUGAUGCCAUUAGAUAUGUCUAGAAAAAAAGUUAAAAGGAAGAGUAAGGAAUCCCAAGCUUGACAAGACUAGAAGCAUUUUGUAGUUGCAUUUCCUUUCAUUUCUAGCUCCUCUCUGUCCUUCUAUUAAAUUCCAUAUGAUUUCUUUCACAUUUUUAAGAGAAGCCCACCAUUUGUUUGAACCCUCUUUCUCAUUUUGCAUAGAGCUGAGGGCGGUGGUUGUGUGAAUGUUACUAUGACUUCCCAGAGGGUAGAAGAAGCUGAAAAGAUGUCAUGCAGCAAUCAAGAUCAUGCUGAACCAGAAUCGAAUGACAAUGAAGAAAGUAGAAUCGACGGUGAAAACAUAGGUGAAUUGCUGAGUUUAGGCCUAAACAGGAAUGACCCCAAAUCAAAACCUGCAAGCGGCAGAGGCAAGAUCUUCUCAUGCAACUUCUGCUUGAGGAAGUUUUACAGUUCACAAGCCUUGGGUGGCCAUCAGAACGCACACAAAAGAGAAAGAGGAGCUUUUAAAAGGUUCCAUUAUUCACACAGAAUGAUGAUGACAUCAAUAGGCUUUCCUUUCAAUUCUCUUCCUGUUAGAUCAUUGAGUGUUCAACCUCAUUCCCUUGUCCACAAACCCAACAGAGAAGGCUCAACGAUGGUUGCAAGAUUUGCCCAUGCCAGCACAGGGUUUGGAUUUGGGACAACAUGGCCAACCUUUGUACUUGAAGAGGCAGCCGAUAUUAUCUGGCCUGGCAGUUUUCGUGUUCAUAAUUCGCCAAAUGCUUCAUCCGAAUUGUGUAAACUUGAUUUAAAUCUUCGCUUAUGAUAAUAUAUUGUACUAUUUGUAUGUGGAGUUAGUUUUUUCUCUUCUUGUUUCUUCCGUUGCUAUCAAGGUGAUGUAAAUGCGGGCAAUUAAAUAAAGAUGAUAAUUUUAGGUGAUUGGGAUGACAAA